This is a messenger RNA of Acanthamoeba castellanii str. Neff, 561 nucleotides long. Its product is annotated as TspO/MBR family protein. NCBI's taxonomy places the organism in Eukaryota, Discosea, Longamoebia, Acanthamoebidae. Gene Ontology annotation, cellular component: membrane. The coding region runs from base 1 to 561 and encodes 186 amino acids. The record is from RefSeq and is a predicted model, not a curated record. The transcript is spliced from 2 exons.
AUGGAGGGGUGGUGGGCCGCCACGCUGCGUCUGGUGCUUGCGUGGCCCUUGCCCGUGUCCGCGGCGCUUGUGCUGCUGCCCUGGGCCGCCACGACCAUCACCGCCAACCACUUUCGCAGCGCCAGCGCCAAGAACUGGAAGCGUAACCUGCAUAGGUGGCGCCAGGUGCUGCACAAGGUUCGGCCGCUGAGCUACUGCCUGGCGGGACUGGCCUCAGUCUUAGUGUGGUCCAGCCCUGACGACAGCCCGGAGCGGGCAGGCGCGCUGGUGACGUACGGUCUCGGGCUGGUGCUCAGUGUGAUGUGGUCGCCGCUCCUCUACGGCGCCAAGAUGGUCCACCUGGCCGCGCUCGACCGGGUGCUGGCCGGCUUCGCCUUCGCGCUGUCGGCCCUGCUCAUGACCUUCGUCACGCCGGUGGCGAGCGUGCUGCUGCUGCCGCAGCUCGUGGACGAGUGCAGCGGGGCCUACUGGAGCUGCUACCUCUGGUGGCUCAACCGACACCACAUCCACGGCAAGCACAACAAAAACAGCUUCGGCUACGCCAUCCUCGCCGAGGAGUGA